AUGUCCGACGCGGCCGUGGACACCAGCUCCGAGAUCACCACCAAGGACUUAAAAGAAAAAAAGAAAAUGGUGGAGGAGGCAGAAAAUGGGAAAGACGCCCCCGCCAACGGCAACGCCAACGAGGUAAAAAUGGGCAAGAGGCCCAAACCUGUAAAAAGUGAGCUAGACGAGGAAGAGGAGCAGAGAAAAAGGCACUCGGAAAAGAACAAAGCGGCGGCAGCCCGGAAGAAGGAGCGCAAAGAGUCCCUGCAGCGGGAGUCCGAGCGACUGGAGCUCAGAAACGCGGAGCUGAAGACGCAGAUCAGGGAGCUGGAGCAGGAGCGGCAGCAGCUGAUCCUCAUGCUGACCCGGCGCCGCCCCACCUGCAUCGUCCGCACCGACAGCGUCUCUGGCUGUGCGGCUGGGCACAGGGGACUGCCUCUUGGGCCUAAUAUUAAUGGCUGUGGUGCAUCAUAUUAA
Molecule: messenger RNA, 459 nt
Organism: Lepus europaeus (European hare)
Lineage: Eukaryota; Metazoa; Chordata; Mammalia; Lagomorpha; Leporidae
Product: jun dimerization protein 2-like
Exons: 1
Coding region: 1-459 (152 amino acids)
Biological process (GO): regulation of transcription by RNA polymerase II
Cellular component (GO): nucleus
Molecular function (GO): DNA-binding transcription factor activity, RNA polymerase II-specific; RNA polymerase II cis-regulatory region sequence-specific DNA binding
Source: RefSeq, a predicted model, not a curated record